CUUCACGCAAAACCGCCAUUUCUAUAAUCUCCAAUAUCAGCAAAGACAUCACCACUAUUAAUACCAAAUGGAUUCCUCUGACUUUCAUGUAAAAGAUACUCCAGCCUCAAUGUCUUCAAUGGACAUGGUUACCAAAGACUCUAUCAUACAGCAAGCUCAGGAGCUUAUCGAUGAAGUUAAUGACAAGCGCAAACAUGACGAACUCUUCAGUGAAUAUAGAAAGCAAUUGGAAAAACAUGUUGAAAAGCGAUGCAUCACAGCACAACAGCAAAUGGUAGCCAUGUAUGAGGAACACGGUAGGCUUAUGGAAGAGAAACUAAAGAAACUGUUUAGCUGCUUAGACCGUGUUGGAAAAGCUGAGUCGGAGCUUAUGGCAUUCAAGCAGUCACUAGCUAUGUUAUACCAAGAAAUGCAACUAGACAUUGAUCAAAUCAAGACUUCCACCUAAAUUCAACAACAAACAUAUCGUUUCCUAUUUAUUAUUUAUUUAUUGUUUAUUUCAUUCACAUUUUUCAACA
Molecule: messenger RNA, 518 nt
Organism: Octopus sinensis (East Asian common octopus)
Lineage: Eukaryota; Metazoa; Mollusca; Cephalopoda; Octopoda; Octopodidae
Exons: 3
Coding region: 68-448 (126 amino acids)
Biological process (GO): synaptonemal complex assembly
Cellular component (GO): central element
Source: RefSeq, a predicted model, not a curated record